This is a messenger RNA of Manis pentadactyla (Chinese pangolin), 2252 nucleotides long. It is a transcript of the gene GTF2F1, whose product is annotated as general transcription factor IIF subunit 1. Gene Ontology annotation, biological process: positive regulation of transcription elongation by RNA polymerase II; transcription initiation at RNA polymerase II promoter. Gene Ontology annotation, cellular component: nucleus; transcription factor TFIIF complex. The transcript is spliced from 12 exons. Gene Ontology annotation, molecular function: RNA polymerase II general transcription initiation factor activity; TFIIF-class transcription factor complex binding; DNA binding. The record is from RefSeq and is a predicted model, not a curated record. NCBI's taxonomy places the organism in Eukaryota, Metazoa, Chordata, Mammalia, Pholidota, Manidae. The coding region runs from base 461 to 2068 and encodes 535 amino acids.
UCUUUGUGGGACGUAACGGGAAAGGCGUUCCCACACGUCCUGACUAAAUCGGCAGCACUGUGUGUGGAGGUCGCAAAGAGCGCGAGCGACAGGCGUGUCCUUCAGUUCAGAUUCAUCCGGGGCUUGCUCCUCUGAAGAGUGAGGUUUGGGGACACGUGAAGCGCGUGGAGGGGCCCGACACCGAGGACGAGGUUGCCAUCGCGACGAGGCCCGCCGCAGGAGCGCACUUCCGAGUAGGUUGUGGCGCAGGCGCAAAUGUGAUAGGAGCGGCGCUGAGGCGGUUUGGUGACCCAGCGCCGCUUUCGGGUAGUUCUCCCAGGAUCGGUGACACCGAGGCUGUGUGUCCUCGACUGAAGACUCGACAUCGCGAGGGCGGCUGCCCCGGGACUGAAAGACGGGGACCCCAGAGGAGACGAAAAGGACCCACACCCGACCGGACCCCAAUCAGCGACCAUCGCCCAUGGCGGCCCUCGGCCCCGGCAGCCAGAAUGUCACGGAGUAUGUCGUGCGAGUUCCCAAAAACACAACCAAAAAAUAUAAUAUCAUGGCCUUCAAUGCAGCUGAUAAAGUCAACUUCACUACUUGGAAUCAGGCUCGGCUGGAGCGGGACCUGAGCAACAAGAAGAUUUACCAGGAGGAGGAGAUGCCUGAGUCGGGUGCUGGCAGCGAGUUCAACCGCAAGCUCCGGGAGGAGGCCCGGAGGAAGAAGCAUGGGAUCGUCCUCAAGGAGUUCAGGCCAGAGGACCAGCCCUGGCUGCUCCGCGUCAAUGGCAAAUCGGGCAGAAGGUUCAAGGGCGUAAAGAAGGGUGGUGUGACAGAGAACACGUCCUACUACGUCUUCACCCAGUGCCCCGAUGGGGCCUUUGAGGCCUUCCCGGUGCACAACUGGUACAACUUCACACCGCUGGCCCGGCACCGUACGCUCACCGCCGAGGAGGCCGAGGAGGAGUGGGAGAGGAGGAACAAGGUCCUGAACCACUUCAGCAUCAUGCAGCAGCGGCGGCUCAAGGACCAGGACCAGGAGGAGGAGGAGGAGGACAAGGAGAGGCGCGGCCGCAGGAAGGCCAGUGAGCUGCGCAUUCACGACCUGGAGGACGACCUGGACAUGUCGUCCGACGACAGCGAAGCCAGCGACGAGGAGGGCGGCCGAGCCCCCAAAGCCAAGAAGAAGGCGGCACCUGCCAAGGCCGGUGGGAAGAAGAAGAAGAAGAAGAAGGGGUCGGAUGAUGAGGCCUUUGAGGACAGUGACGACGGGGACUUUGAGGGCCAGGAGGUGGACUACAUGUCCGAUGGCUCCAGCAGCUCCCAGGACGAGCUGGAGAGCAAGGCCAAGGUCAAGCAGCAGGAGGAGGGCCCCAAGGGCGUGGACGAGCGCAGCGAGAGCAGCGAGGACAGCGAGGAGGAGAAGCCGCCCCCCGAGGGGGACAAGGAGGAGGAUGAGGAGAAGAAGGCGGCCGCGCCGCAGGAGAGGAGGCGCAGGAGGGAUAGCAGCGAUGAGUCGGACAGCUCAGAGGAGAGCGACAUCGACAGCGAGGCCUCCUCCGCCCUCUUCAUGGCGAAGAAGAAGACGCCCCCGAAGAGGGAGCGGAAGCUGUCCGGCGGCAGCUCGAGGGGCAACAGCCGGCCUGGCACGCCCAGUGCAGACAGCAGCACCACGUGGUCUACCCUGCGGGCAGCCGCCACCAAGCUGGAACAGGCCUGGGCGACCCCCCCAUUCCACAACCCAGCCCCAGCCUGCCCCCCAGGGAAGCGGACCAGUGAGACGCCGGCAGCCAAGCGCUUGCGGCUGGACGCUGGGCCCCAGAGCCUGUCGGGGAAGUCGACGCCGCAGCCCCCAUCUGGGAAGUCAACCCCUAGCGGCAGUGAUGUGCAGGUGACCGAGGACGCCGUGCGCCGCUACCUGACGCGGAAGCCCAUGACCACCAAGGACCUGCUGAAGAAGUUCCAGACCAAGAAGACGGGGCUGAGCAGCGAGCAGACGGUGAACGUGCUGGCCCAGAUCCUCAAGCGGCUCAACCCCGAGCGCAAGAUGGUCAACGACAAGAUGCACUUCUCCCUCAAGGAGUGAGGGCCCGCCCCACCCUCCACGCCAGCCGCCGCCGGGGCUCGUCCUCCCCUGGCCUCCGCCUCCCCGCAUGGCCGACGGCUCCCGCUCUGUCUCCUCCCGCAGCCGCGCUCCUCACCGCUGACCCGCCUCAUGUUUCCUUCUCAGACUGUUGCCCAAUUCUGGAAGAUAUCUUUGUUUCUUUGCA